GUGCAGGGGUUAAAGGUCCCAACAAUCCUCUGAACCUGGACUCCCGCUUGGCAAGCUUUCGGGGAUUGAUUAUGACUGCCUGGGAUCAGGGGUCCUUGCCCCCAGCUAUCAUCCUCAGUGGACCCUAGGUAACCUGGAUCCAUAAGUAUAAUCGGAACAAGCCGGAGCUUCCUUGACUCCUCAGUCACUCCUGCACUAAGUGACAGACGACCACUCCCCUGUGCCUCCCACCAUGGCCGGCCACCCCUGCAGAGCCAUGAUCCGCCCUUGGGUUCUCUGUCUCCUCCUUUCUUCUUACUCCUCUGCCUCUUCCGAUAGCUGGCUGCCCCUCGUAAACCUCGCUCACCGCUUCCUCAAGGACACUAACUCUUCCUUCCUUUCCAACUGCUGGGUCUGCCUGUCCAUCCAAACCCAGCGCUCGCUAGCCAUCCCAGCCCCACUCACGACCUGGACGGACUCACCCAUGAAACUUCAUAUUACAUACUCGGCCCGGACGCUCUCCGGCCCUUAUCCUAUUACUGACCUCGAGAAACGCCUCCUGAAUUUCCACCCAUUAACUGCUUAUUACUCCUUCGUCAAUCCCGACCGGCGGUCCAUUGCUCUUCUUCAUCUCACUAGCUCAACACACAUACUUCCGAUACUUUCCCGGCUCACCUCUGUGAAAUACACUAAUGACCACGUCUAUGAAUCUGCCCAGCGCCCCAUAUGGGGGCCGCUCUCUACCCAGACACUCCUCACCUCCCAGGCCCCUCUCUGUAUAUCCCGUUUCUUCAAGAACUCAGAAUAUGCCACCUUCGUGGGCAAUCUCUCGGCCUCUCUUUGCAACCACACCUUUCACCUCUCCCCCUCGGCCGACCACCAAUCCAUUGAUCUGUCCACCAGCUACGCGUUUGCCGAGCUAAUGACCAUGCCAGGCUCCAAGUGGAGAAACCCCUUACGCUUUUCAGGGCCCCCUUCCCUAACCUCAGGGAAGCCUUACUACCCUUGCCUGGUGGAUGACAUCCACUGUCACACCUACCCGACCACUCCCUGGAGGCGAUGUCCUUCCUUCCCAUCUAGCACCUGCUCUAAUCUGACGCUCUUCGAACGCGACAACAUCACUCACCCCCUUACCCUGUCUGUGGACACCACCUACUUCAAGAUUAAACUUCACGGACACAAAGAACCCUAUCCGAUCUUUCAGUACCAGCCCCUCAUGGGGGCUGCUCUCUCUGGACAAUAUUCAAUCUGGGAGGAUGAACCCACUGUCCAGGAAAACGGGGGCAUCACUCCAAACAUCUUCUCACACCUCCUCUCCUUGACCUACUCCUUCUGUCUCAACUCCUCGGGCGUCUUCUUCCUCUGCGGGAGCUCGACUUACGUCUGUCUGCCGGCCAACUGGUCGGGUGUCUGUACCCUUGUCUUCCAAUACCCAGACAUUGAACUCCUCCCCGGCAACCAAACCAUAACUGUCCCCCUUUUUGCUACAAUCCCCUCCGCGGUCUCCACGUCUCGCCGGAAGAGAGCCAUUCACCUCCUCCCUCUCCUCGCGGGCCUGGGCAUUACUUCCGCCCUCGGGUUGGGCAUCGCUGGCAUCACCACUUCGACCGUCUAUUUCCAACAGCUCUCGAAGGCUCUCUCCGACAGCCUAGACGAAACAGCCACCUCCUUUACCACCCUCCAGGAUCAAAUAGACUCGCUGGCGGGCCUCGUUCUCCAAAACCGCAGAGCCCUGGACCUCAUCACCGCCGAGAAAGGGGGCACCUGCCUCUUCCUCCAGGAGGAGUGCUGCUUCUAUGUGAAUCAGUCGGGAGUAGUCCGGGAUGCCGCAAGAAAACUUCGAGAAAGAGCAUCCCAACUCCGCCCAAGCUCCAGCUCUUGGAUCCAGGGGCUGGGGCUGGGAUACUGGCUGCCCUCCUGGCUGACUUCCUUCGUGGGACCCCUUCUCUUCAUUCUCUUUCUGCUCAUUUUCGGGCCUUGUCUUCUUAACUGCCUGACUCAUUUUGUGUCCCAGCGAAUGAGCUCUUUCAUUCAGAGCACAACCAAAGGGCACGUGGACAAGAUCCUGCUGCUCCGAGAUUCCCAGUACAAGAGGCUUCCCCUGCAGCCCCCCGAGGAGGACGCCUUCUAACUGGAAGGGGCUACCUGAACCACAGCUCCCCCACCAAACCCCCUCCCCCGUCUCUAUCUACCGAUCUGUAGAAAUAAACAUCAAUGCUAGCCACACCUGGGCCAUUUUGGAAAAACUCCGUUUUGUUUAAAUGGUGGCAGUUUUCCCCAAACCACAGCAAUCAGUAUUCUAGGCUUAUUUUUCCAGAUGCCACGCAUCCC
Messenger RNA from Onychomys torridus (southern grasshopper mouse), 2310 nucleotides. RefSeq names its product syncytin-A-like. NCBI's taxonomy places the organism in Eukaryota, Metazoa, Chordata, Mammalia, Rodentia, Cricetidae. Gene Ontology annotation, biological process: syncytium formation by cell-cell fusion. The coding region runs from base 233 to 2110 and encodes 625 amino acids. The record is from RefSeq and is a predicted model, not a curated record. The transcript has 3 exons.